AUGCAGUCCAUCUGGUCAAUCUUGUGGUUAUGGACAACCCUCGCCGCUGCGCUCCCUGCGAAAUUCCCAACCACCAUCAACGGUAACGAGAUUUCGCAAUCGCUCUUUGAAUCCCUCGAAGAACUCGCUCGCAUCGUCGACAUAUCCUACUGCGUCGGCACCAGUGGCAUUCGCAGACCCUUCAAAUGCCUGUCCCGGUGUAGCGAUUUUGAGGGUUUCGAACUCAUCACCGCCUGGAAUACGGGCCCACUGCUGUCGGAUUCGUCGGGGUACAUUGCGUUGAGCCAUGCGCCAUUUGAGAAGAGAGUCAUUGUUGCAUUCCGGGGGACAUAUUCCAUCGCCAAUACGAUUGCCGAUCUGAGCACGAAUCCGGCGGAAUAUGCGCCCUUCCCUGCCGAUAGUAACAACGACAGUGUCUGUACGAGUGUUGCAGGGGCCGAUGACGAGCCGGCUGGGGGCGGUGGCUACCAGAAUAUCAAAGAACCGCUACUGCCGCAAUUGCUCCAGCAACAACCGAACAAGGAGAAGAGGACCGUACUUGAGCCGCCCGAAUGUCCCAACUGCACAGUCCACUCCGGUUUCAUGACCUCCUGGCGCAAUACACGCUGUAUAGUCGUCCCGCACGUGGAAAAGGCACUGCGAGACAAUCCUGGCUAUAAACUGGUCUUGGUAGGCCAUUCGCUCGGCGGAGCCGUGGCAGCCCUAGCGUCACUUGAAAUGCAAGCUCGGGGCUGGGAUCCCCACGUAACCACCUUCGGCGAACCGCGCAUAGGCAAUCUAGCCCUCAAUCGAUUCAUCGACAAGCGCUUCAACUUGGACUCUACAAACCCGGAAACACUGAAGUAUAGGAGAGUAACGCACGUCGACGACCCAGUGCCCCUGUUGCCCCUCGAGGAAUGGGGCUACAGGAUGCACGCGGGCGAGAUUUUCAUCUCGAAACCUUCUCUCCCACCGGGGCGGGCAGACGUCAAGCAUUGCGCGGGCGACGAAGAUCCCUCAUGCAUUAAUGACGCCCCUAGUGCUGCCACCAGCCAUGUCCUCGACUCCAAUGGCACUGACGACACCGACCAGGGCGCCCACGCGGGCAUCCAACAAAUGUGGGAACUCGGCCGGCGAUAUAAGCUCUGGGAGCUUUUCUUCGCGCAUAGGGACUAUUUCUGGAGGCUGGGCCUCUGUGUGCCUGGCGGUGAUCCUUGGGAUUGGAGCCGUGGGAAAUACAACGUCACUGGAAGGGAAUUUGAGGAUCCAUCACCGGACGACUUAUAA
Molecule: messenger RNA, 1266 nt
Organism: Cladophialophora carrionii CBS 160.54
Lineage: Eukaryota; Fungi; Ascomycota; Eurotiomycetes; Chaetothyriales; Herpotrichiellaceae
Exons: 2
Coding region: 1-1266 (421 amino acids)
Biological process (GO): lipid metabolic process
Source: RefSeq, a predicted model, not a curated record